Blastomyces gilchristii SLH14081 is the source of this 312-nucleotide messenger RNA. RefSeq lists its product as uncharacterized. The transcript has a single exon. The record is from RefSeq and is a predicted model, not a curated record. NCBI's taxonomy places the organism in Eukaryota, Fungi, Ascomycota, Eurotiomycetes, Onygenales, Ajellomycetaceae. Bases 1 to 312 code for a protein of 103 amino acids.
AUGUUGGUUGAGAGGAGGGACAGCGUUGCAACAGCGGCAGAGAGAGCAGGAAACAGACCAGACACAGAUGAAUCAGUCAGCAGAAGAGAUGACAUCUCACUGCAAGGCAUGACUACUAUCACUGCAGCUGUAAGAGAUGUAGAAGAGGAAGAAGAUGUGACAAUGAGAGCAGUGCUUCUGCAGCUCAUUGACACUGCUGUCUUCAUCUUCAACCUGGCUUUCUUGACAGUCACAGAGGCUGCAGCUGCAUCACAAAGACAUUUGAUCACUAGAAAACAUCAGAAUAAGCUCUUUAUUGUCUUUCAAGAAUGA